AUGACCUUCUCCCUGGUGUACGCGUUCGCGCUGAUCGUACCGACACUCUCAUUUUGUGCGACAUUUGCUUUGGGCACAUACCUGAUUGAACAGAAGAAGAUCCUCAUGGUGGAUAUGUUCAGAGUUUUUCUUGUGUUCAGUAUGGGCUCCCAGGGACUUGGGCACGCUGCUGCGGCUAAUCCAGAUGCAAAGGCAGCAAUGGAGUCCGCCAAGAAAAUGCUUGCCAUCAUAGAUCGCGUUCCACAAAUAAAGACAGAUGAAGGACAAAACUUCAGUCACUCCAUUAGUCCCGGGCAAACUGUGGCCAUUGUCGGUCAAUCUGGAUGUGGAAAAUCCACUCUGAUUCAGCUAUUGCAACGGUUCUACGACCCAUCGAAUCACAAUCCAGAUUGCGGUUUAUUCUUUGAUGGGAUGAAUUUACGCGAUUUAGCUCCCCAAUGGGUUCGACACCAAAUCGGUUUAGUCUCCCAAGAACCGGUUCUAUUUAAUGUCACCAUACGGGAUAAUAUCGCUUACGGAGACAACACGAGGGAUGUGAGUAUGGAUGAAAUUAUGGAUGCCGCACGUCAGGCGAACAUACACGAAUUUAUUGCCAGUCUACCAAAAGGCUAUGAUACUUUGGCUGGUGAAGGUGGUUCCCAAUUAUCCGGAGGACAAAAACAACGAAUCGCGAUCGCCCGGGCGUUGAUUAGAAAACCAGUUUUACUGCUGUUGGACGAGGCGACAUCAUCGUUGGACAGUGAAAAUGAACGUUUGGUGCAGGCUGCUUUGGACGCGGCCCGUAUGUCACGCACGUCGAUCGUCGUCGCUCACCGUUUGACCACUGUCGAAACCAGUGACGUGAUUGUUGUGAUUGAGAACGGGAAGAAAAUCGAGGAAGGUAGUCCCACAGAUCUGUUGGAGGCCAAAGGAGCUUUUUACGCCCUGCACCAUGCAGAGAGUGCCCGCUAA
Echinostoma caproni is the source of this 951-nucleotide messenger RNA. Lineage: Eukaryota; Metazoa; Platyhelminthes; Trematoda; Plagiorchiida; Echinostomatidae. The record is from the annotation of a GenBank genome assembly.